Entelurus aequoreus (snake pipefish) is the source of this 1703-nucleotide messenger RNA. RefSeq names its product rab GDP dissociation inhibitor beta-like. Bases 115 to 1455 code for a protein of 446 amino acids. The record is from RefSeq and is a predicted model, not a curated record. Gene Ontology annotation, biological process: protein transport; vesicle-mediated transport; small GTPase-mediated signal transduction. NCBI's taxonomy places the organism in Eukaryota, Metazoa, Chordata, Actinopteri, Syngnathiformes, Syngnathidae. Gene Ontology annotation, cellular component: cytoplasm. Gene Ontology annotation, molecular function: Rab GDP-dissociation inhibitor activity. The transcript is spliced from 10 exons.
UCACCUGACCAUUCUGAGCCCCGCCCCUUUGUCACUUCAGCCUCGGCGGAUCUCCAUUUUCUUCUUUCGCUGUCAGGGAGCAGAGAGUCGACGAGAGAGUCGAUAGGAGUCACAAUGAAUGACGAAUACGACGUUAUCGUCCUGGGCACCGGACUCACGGAAUGUAUCUUAUGUGGAAUCAUGUCUGUGAAGGGCAAAAAGGUUCUACACAUGGACCGCAACUCCUACUACGGCGGUGAGAGCGCCUCCAUCACACCUUUGGAAGAUCUCUUCAAACGCUUUAACCUUCCUGGCAAACCUCCCGAGUCCAUGGGAAGAAGUCGGGACUGGAAUGUGGACCUCGUCCCAAAAUUCCUAUUGGCCAAUGGCCAACUGGUCCGAAUGCUGCUGAUCACCCAGGUGACCCGUUAUCUGGAUUUCAAAGUCAUUGAGGGCAGCUAUGUGUACAAGGCAGGCAAAAUCUACAAAGUCCCCUCCACAGAGACUGAAGCUCUGGCGUCCAGUCUGAUGGGGCUGUUCGAGAAACGACGCUUCAAAAACUUCCUCGUCUUUGUUUCCAACUUUGACGAAAACAACCCCAAGACCAUGGAGGGUUUUGAUAGCCAGACGAAGAUGAGGGAAGUCUUUAAAAAGUUUAACCUGAGCAGUGAUGUCGUCGACUUCAUUGGCCACUCCCUCGCUCUCUACCGCACAGAUGAUUACUUGGAUAUGUCCUGCAUCCACACAAUACAGAGGAUUAAGCUUUACAGCGAGUCUCUGGCCAGAUAUGGCAAGAGCCCAUACCUCUACCCGCUGUACGGCUUGGGAGAACUGCCACAAGGCUUUGCCAGGCUGAGCGCCAUUUACGGUGGGACAUACAUGUUAAACAAGCCCAUAGAGGAGAUAGUGAUGGAGAAUGGCAAGGUGGUGGGAGUCAAGUCCCAGGGGGAGACGGCCAGAUGUAAGCAACUGAUCUGUGACCCCAGCUACUUUAUGGAUCGUGUCAUCAAUGCUGGUAAGGUGAUCAGGGCCAUUUGCAUCCUGAGUCACCCCAUCUGCAACACCAGUGAUGUCAACUCUUGCCAGAUCAUCAUCCCCCAGAACCAGGUCAACAGGAAGCACGACAUCUACGUGUGUAUGAUCUCCUUCGCUCACAACGUGGCAGCAGAGGGCAAAUACAUCGCCAUCGCCAGCACCACGGUGGAGACCAACGACCCCGAGAAAGAGAUCAAGCCAGCCCUGGACCUUCUGGAACCCAUCGAGCAGAAGUUUAUCAGCGUCAGUGACCAGUUUGUUCCUCAAGACAUGGGCGAGGAAAGCCAGGUCUUCAUCUCCCGUUCCUAUGACGCCACCACCCACUUUGAGACCACCUGUGAUGACAUCAAGGACAUCUACCGCAGGAUGACUGGCUCAGACUUUAACUUCGCCGAGAUGGAGCGUGGGAAGAAGGACAUCUACGGUGACGCUGCAGAGUAGACCCUCAAGGAGAAAACUGCCAUCUUUAGCUUUGUCUAGAAAAUCAUUGGGUGGUCCCAGUGGUGAUGUAGAUGAUGUACUUUUCUAAUUGGUUACUAACAUCUCAUGUCCAAAGAUGUGUCUACAUCAUUCUUCUUUUCUACUACCUGGACCUCAAUUCUAUCACUUUGAUGUUGACUUAAGAAGGACCAAAGCCCUCUGACGUCACCAAAUAUUUCUGUACUGCAGAGUAAAACUACUUUAUCAAC